AUGUCUCAGAGCCCACACGAUACUAGUACCAGUGGAAGCAAUGAUGAUGACCUCAGUACCGCCAUAACAAGGCCCGAUCGCCGUCCGUCGGAAAUCGGGUCCACGAGCUCACAGAACAUCAAUCGCCGUCCAACCAAUAUCACCGAAGUCGAGCUAGAGCGAAUCAACACCUAUCGACUCCAACAUCGCUCAACCGUAGGCUCCGUCGCAGGAAUCACACCGCGCGACAAGUGGCUCCCCCUCGGAGCUGGCAAACCUCAUCCCCCAGCUCUCCCAGACCCGGAACAAUAUAUCGUCGAAUUCAACGAUGCGAACGAUCCUCUGCACCCCCAGAAUUGGCCACUCCGGCGCAAAAUCGGUAUAUCAGUGACCCUAUCAUAUACAACCUUCGUUUCGUCUUUCGCUAGCGCCAUCUUCUCCUCCGCUGUCGGACAAAUCAGUGUUCACUUUCACAUCAGCACGGAAGUCGCUAUCCUCGGUGUGACCCUGUAUGUUCUAGGAUUUGCUUCGGGGCCGACGGUAUGGGCACCGGCAAGUGAGCUCAUUGGCAGAAGAUGGCCAAUUUGUAUUGGCAUGUUCGGGUUCUCUAUUUUCUCCAUUGCGGCAGCAACCAGCAAGGAUGUCCAGACCUUGAUGUUGACACGAUUCUUUUCCGGAUUUUUCUCUGCUAGUCCGAUCGCUAUUGUUCCCGCGGUUUUUGCCGAUAUCUGGAAUAACCAGACCCGGGGCGUGGCUAUCGCUAUGUUCGCCAUGGCUGUAUUCGUGGGGCCUUUCGCGUCUCCGUUCACGGGUGGCUUCAUCACCAUGUCUUAUCUGGGAUGGAGGUGGACCAUGUAUAUCUCGUCCAUCAUGGGUUGGCUGGCUACUGGCCUUUGUCUUCUUUUCUUAAAAGAGACCUAUGCACCCGCUGUCCUUGUGGAAAAAGCGGCCCUCCUGCGACGGCAGACACACAAUUGGGGAAUCCGCGCCAGACAAGAAGAGAUCGAGCUUGAUUGGGGCGAGUUGAUCACAAAUAAUUUCAGUCGGCCAUUCCGUAUGCUUUUCACGGAGCCAAUUGUUUUCCUCAUAUCUCUCUGGAUGAGUUUUGUAUAUGGCCUGAUGUACGCGCUUCUCAGUGCCUACCCUGUUGUUUUCCAAGGAAUCCAUGGAAUGAACCUUGGUGUUGGAGGUCUUCCAUUUAUCGGAUUAAUUAUUGGCGAGUUCCUAGCUGGCGGCUAUAUCCUUUUCGAUCAGAGGGCAUAUACCAAAAAGUUAGCCGCCAACAAUAACAUUCCGAUUCCGGAAUGGAGACUUCCACCCGCUAUCCUUGGAGGUGUUUGCUUCUGUGUCGGGCUCUUCUGGUUUGGCUGGACUGGAUGGACAAAUUCAAUCCAUUGGAUAGCCCCCACCGCCAGCGGAAUCGUGACUGGAUUCGGCAUCUAUGUGAUUUUCCUGCAAUGUUUCAAUUACUUGAUUGACUCGUAUUUGACAUUUGCCGCAUCUGUGUUUGCUGCCAAUACCAUUAUUCGAUCAGCGGUUGGAGCUUCAUUCCCGCUGUUCUCGAAGCAGAUGUUUGUCAACUUGGGUGUGCAGUGGGCCGGCACACUUCUUGGGUGUCUCGCGCUCAUAAUGAUCCCGAUUCCCUUGGCAUUCAUCAAAUGGGGGCCUGCGUUACGCAAGAAGUCCAAAUUUGCUCCGACCUUCGAGCCUGCUCGUGCAGCAAAUACGGAGAAAGGUGACCACUCUGUUUAG
Molecule: messenger RNA, 1731 nt
Organism: Penicillium samsonianum
Lineage: Eukaryota; Fungi; Ascomycota; Eurotiomycetes; Eurotiales; Aspergillaceae
Product: MFS transporter
Exons: 3
Coding region: 1-1731 (576 amino acids)
Biological process (GO): transmembrane transport
Molecular function (GO): transmembrane transporter activity
Source: RefSeq, a predicted model, not a curated record